Messenger RNA from Cinara cedri, 37754 nucleotides. The record is from the annotation of a GenBank genome assembly. Lineage: Eukaryota; Metazoa; Arthropoda; Insecta; Hemiptera; Aphididae.
GUUUGCUUUUAAACGGCUUGUGUGAUAAUGAUAUAAUUGAACGGGUGAGUUGCGUGGCGCAACACCGCCCAGGAUUCGGUUUCACUCGAUUUUCUUCUAUUUUCCAGUCGAACAAAACAAACCGUACGUACCUACAUAUUACUGUAAUAGUUUUACGUAUAAUGCGCUAUUGGCUUACGGUAUACCAGUAUAACGAAAUUAUUCGGAUACGAUAUUUCAGGAAGCUAACAAAGGAUGAAACGAUAACAUAAUUUAGUAGAAUAAUAUUCGAAAUUAACAUGGUCCACAAAGACUAUUUACAGUUCGCGCUUUGAUGUUAUUUGCUUCUCUUAUAUCCUAUUAUUUUGUCUUUUGCGUUCAGAACAGCAACUGCAGGAUUAAACAACGAGCUUUAUUAAUAUUCAUUAGUUUUGAAAAACUAAAUAGAACGAAUAUGAAAACAAAUAAUAUUAAGAUAUAUUAAUUUUAGAUUCUGAAUAGAGCGAAAAAACUAUAUUAUUUAGUUCUCUAGGAAAACUCUUAUUUUCGGAAAAAUUCUCCAAUUUUUUAUUUUAAGGGAUGCGGAAUUUCCACCUAUCGGUACUUGAAUUUAAAAAAUCAAUCAAUGUUAAAAGAAAAUUAUAAAAGACGGACAUUCUUCACUUGUCCACUGCCGAAGGUGAAAAGUUGGGAAGGUAGGAUAUAGAGAGAAAUUGAAUGUAUAUUUGUCCGCAAUAAUUAAUCGUUGCUAACGAAAAACAACUUUAAGUAGAGUUCGGUUACACGAUUUCGUCAAAGUGUAGUAAUAAAAUUGUUUGUAAAAAAAUGUUUACAUUACAGAUAAGUUUUUUAACCAAAAAGUACGACUUAUAAACCGCAUGUUUAAUGUUUUAAGCAUUUCUAUUCGGUCUAACAAUUCUAUCCACAGAGUACCAACUGAAUAAAAAUUAUGUAAAAAAUUCACAAAAUUAAAACGUCUAUAAAUAGUUAAAAAAUGGCACAAAUAUUUUGAAAAUUUUACUAUUGUCGUUUUGUUAUUGGAACAUUAUUUUGGUAGGAAACAUAAAGCGUACAAAUUUAAAAUAAUGAAAUCGGUAGUAACGCCGUAAGUUUGUAAAAUUUUUAUUUUCCGUCUUUUUUUUUUCCCCCCCAAUUAUUAUGAAAACUAUAUUUAAAAUAAAAAAAUGACCUCUCUAAAGUAAAGUACCAACUAGAUGCAAUAUCCUAUUAGAAGAAAAAGUACUACACUUGAUACAUCGGUGCAAGAUUUUUGGUAGAAAUUUUGUACACAAUAUAAAGAAAUAAAAAUAAUGAACAUCAUUGUAAAAUUAAUACAUUCCUCGAUUCGCUCAGAAUUUUAUACAGCUAUGAGCUACUGAAAUCCAUCGCAAUAUAGUCGACUUUAUCCUCAACUAUUAUGUAUUGUAGAAAUAUAUUCAAUGUACAUAUCGAAUAUUACACAUGGAAUUAUAUACAUUUAUACAAUAUAUAUAUUUAUAAUAGUUUACUAAAAUAUAUACUUGGAAAAAUUGUGUAUUCAAGCAUAAAAAUAUUGGGGGGAGGAGGUUGAAAGCUGAAACCACCAAAAGGAAUAGGUAAUUUAUAUUAAGACUGACCAUACACAAAGUGUCAUCCCCCAUGGUUUUAAAUUGCGGGAAGGGUCUACUCAGCCACAUCAUAGUGAUAUUCAUUUUGAAAUUUCGUCCAACUUAUUAUCGCUUAAAGUGGUCUUUAUAACAAUUCUAAUUUUUGAGUUUAAGAUAAUUUGGUUCUGAUGGAGCUGUGAAAAGUGUUCAAAAUUAGUGGGAAAGAGGUAUACAGUGAUCAGAAUUUUAUGUUACAUCAAUUUUUUUUUUUAUAAAUAUGCAAAAUCAAGAAAAUGUUUGGUAAAAAGUUCUAUUAAACAAUAUGAGUAAAAUAUGAGUAAAAUUAGAAAAAACGAACAUCCACAGGCACGAGGACACGUGCAUGUGCGUAUUGUUUAAUGCAGACACAUCUGCUAUAUCGUCCCAAUUAUGAUUGUAGUUGUAUAUUUCAUUUGGAUUGUCAAAAUCAUUUUGAAACUUGGUAUACAUCUUAUUCAGAUGUUCCAAUCACCAAGUACGAUAUUAUUUAAUGAGAAACCAUUUUUUUCGACCGUGGUACUCGACGUGAUUUUGAAAGACGCGACGCGGUAUCGCGGCGCAUCUAUGAAAAUAUAACGCCAGCAAUUCGUUAAACGAAGACAACUCACUUUAAUAUUUUUAAAAGCGAUUUAUUUUUCGAUGCGGAAAAAAGAGACAAUGGCGUGCUACGAUACUUAAUUUUAAAUUCAAUAAUCGAGUUUUCUAUAUAUUUACACGUACAUACAUAAAAUCGCUUUAAAAACAAUUUGUGUGGUAGGUACCUCCUAUAAAUAAUAAUGCAAUCGUAUUUAAAUCGAUGGUAAUAUUAUAAUGUUGUAAAAUUGAUCGAAAUAAUGUUACAAACGAACGGCUUUCGUUCUUUUCGAAACACAAUAAAGCAAACGGAUAAUCGAAAAUAUUAUUCGCCAAUGCGACGAAGUCAUGAAAUCAUUUACAGAUUAAAAUUGAGCUUUUUUUUUUCUUUUUAUCUUAAGAGAUUACAAUUAUUAUACCAACUAGAAUAAUAUUAAGCAGCAAACAAAUUAUCAUCAAUUGACUUUUGAUAUGAAAUUAAACUGAUCAUUGUAUGCGUUAUACGUGCGGUAGUUAUAUUUUACGAAUGUUUUACUGACGGAAUAAUGUAACAAUAUCAGUAUAAAGUUUAUUUUUAAGCCUUUAAAUUAAUAAUUUAUUAUACAUUCAAACUGUAAACUGACGGCCGUGUAUGCGCAACAAUGAGUGUGAAUAAUGGUGUAUUCGUUUACUGCACGGGGGCUAAGUUUGUUGAUAUUUUCCGUAUAUGUAUAAAUAGUUAUUAAGUUUUACGUUUACUUUGGAUGGGCGACGGAAUAUUAAUGUUCCCUCAAGAUAAACAUAUCAUUCGAAUUUGUAUUGUCCGCGUAGAUAUUUUAUAUACUACGCAGAAUUACGAUAUUAUUUUACUCUGUAUAUGUCAUAAUAGUUAUGAAAUAUUUGAAUUUGUUAUAAUAGUAAAUCCCAGUGUUUGGAAAGAACGCAUUCGAUAUUUCGUGAACGGUUUAUGGACGCGUUCAAUUAUUGGACGAACGCGAAAGAUUUUUUUUCGUUUGGUUAAAGUUAAUUUGAUUUAAAAAAAAAAAAAAAAAAAAAAAAACGAAAAUAAUGAUUAUGAUAUUAUCAAUGAAUUAUCUCAUGAAAAUAAUAAAAAUUAUGUUGCAUUUCACAAUUUUGUGACACCACGACAUCGCUAAUUGUAAUUUGUAAAGAAAAUAUGCUAUCUAUCGAGAUAGGUAGUAUUGUUUUUCAUUUAACUGAUGUUACCAUUGUUAAUAAGAUUACUCUAUGUACUAAACUAUUAUUCUGUGUUUACAAAAUUAAACUGUUAUCAAUGUUCAUUAUUUACUAAGAUUGUUAAAUAACACGUAUUAUUUCGUACAUUUAAAUCUACUUAUUCAUUUUUACCUAGGACGCAGACCUUUGAAUUUUGAAUGAGUUCAUUCUUUUAAUGAACGUGGACGAUUUCUUUUAAAAAAAUAUAUAAACGUGAUAUAUAUGAAAGCGUUCCUUUUAUUGUACAAUGAACGUAAACGUUCCAAGCGAUGAGACGAUGAGACGUUAUUAUUUUAAUAGCCAGUAUCAUCACUAUAUUAUAUUAUAUUAAAAGUAUAAUGUUUCAAUAAAAUGAAAUAAACAACAAAAAUUUUAAUAAAUGUUAAGUAUUUUUUAAAGAUUCUUAGUGUGGGUUUUUUUUUGUUUAGUAAAAAGUAUUCAAGCCAUACUUUAAAAGAUAUGGAAUUUCCUCCCGGUAGUAUAUUAUUUGAAAAAUGUAUUGAAAUCUCAGCAAUUCAUUCAGUUUCUUUUUGUUUUUGAUUUUUCGUUAGGUCUUGGUAAUAACAGAAAAUAUACUAUUAAUACUACUUCGCUCAGAAUCGUUUUUCCUUAGCAAUAUUUGUUCGUUAUGUACAAAUAUAAAUUAAAUAUCUUUUUUUAUUCUGCCUUCCGAAUUUCUCACCUACAACCGUGGCACACUAACCGAUUGACUGUCCCUAGUAGCUCUUUUUUUUAAAUUUAAAAUUAUAUUCCCGAUCGGUACUUAAAAAUUCAAUGUUCAAACGAAUAAAUCUCAAUCGAAGAGUACGCCAGUACGUGUUCAAAAAUGAUAAUUAUCGCAGAUGAUUGUGUAUUUUAUAGCGAUGCUAAAGAUAGUAAGAUGAUAAGAUUAUUGUAGCGAUUCGAGUAUUGUACAUUUUUAUCAAUGAUUACCAAAUGUUUUUAUUAAUUAAAAUAUUUUCACUGUGUCAUAUUUUCAAUUAAACAAUAUAAAAUAUUUUAUUUAAAAAAAUAAGGUCGGAUAUAAUUGUACGCGUUAAAAAAAUAAAUAAAUCGAGAGAAUUUUAUUCAUUCAAUUUUAAAAUAUAAUAUAUUUUUAAAUGACAAUCAUAUUAUUAUUAUUAUAAAAAACGACGUGCUAUAAUCAAUCGUUGGCCUUGUAUCUGAUAGAAUCGCGGAAAUUUUGAGUAUAAAAACGUAAAACACCGAUUGGUAUAUAUAUAAAAAAAAAAACGCAAACUCUGAAAAUCGCUAAAAAGUUUCAAUUGGAAUUUGCUGAGAUCAAAACAUCAUACUACAUAUUUUUUUCAAAUUUAAAUUUCAAAAGACAGAUAGAGACAAAAUGUUAAUAGACGUAUACAUGUAUACAUACUCGUAAUAUAUAUUAGGCUUUGAAACACGUUAUGUGUUUACUUUAGGAGAUUUGAAACCACGAUAUUUCCUUAGACCAAAUUUCGUCAAUCGGGAUCCAAUCGAGUAUAUCACUAGCGAUGUGGUGAUAAGAAUUUUAGAAACAGAUUUAAAUUCAGCGUAAUAUACACAUAUAUGAGAUCGGUCAGAUCUGUACUAAACUGAAUUUUAAUUUUUAUAAUUUACGAAAAUAUUAUUCUUAAAUUUAAGUAACCGACAUACUUUGCGCUAUAUGGAUGGACAUAGAUAGCUGUUGUAAGUGGGAAAUUGUAAAAAUGUAUUAUAUACAUAUAUGCGGUGGUUUAAUUUUUAACUGUAAGCAUCGAAAAAUGAUUCUGAGCGAAACUAGGUUAAAUACAUUUUGAUAAAUCUAAUUACUUUGAAACUAUAAAAUAAAUUACAAGUAUGUUCGUGUUUUUCACGAUCUAAACUUAAAACAUUAACAAAACAAUACAAAAAGUAUAACAUGUUUACCCAUAUUAUAAAACAAAUAAAACUAGAAAUUUUCAAAUAGUCCUGUGUGCAAAACCGAGACGUUGAUAUCUAUACGAUGGUUUACAUGUAAUCUCAAAAGUGAGUGCACAAUACAAAAGUAUUUUCUAUAUACUGUUAAUUAGAUGACGGGUUAAAAAUCGUUAUAUUGUGACAUCCUAUUAACUUUGCACUUCAAUUGUACCUAUAUACAAUACAAGCAAUUUUACACAGCUGCAGUUAAUUAUUGAAUAUCACAAUGAAUAUUAGAAAAUGAUGAUGUAGUCUUUAUUGUAAUGUCCAUUUUUACUAUGUUUAGUUUUAAAACCGAAAGUACAUUGAAAGUACAUCUAUAUAACAUCAGACGUUGAGAGAAGUUACACAUAGGUAGUUAUUAUAAAUUCAGUUUUUAAAGCUUAUAGUGCUUAUACUAUAUGGGGCUUCACUAUCCGACUUCGGUAUCUACUCGUCCAAAGAGUUUGUAAUAUUUAAGAGUUGGAAACAUUGAGACACGACCUUUUUCGAUGCACCCUAUGAUAUGAUAAUGGAUUAGAAGUUGGGAAAUGUAGUUACAACAUUUUCCGUUGCCAUAGGCGAUUUGUGUAACGUCAUCGUCAUAAAGUAUUACAAAUGCCUUUUGAUUUGAUUAAUUAUUAAAAUAUUGUUAAAUUCAUUUAAGUAAUUAAUGAUUUUACUUUUUAACGUUUUUUGUAUUGAAUACUUUUAAAAUUUUCAAAUAUUUUUUUUGAAGUUGGAAAUUUUGAAUUUGAAACAGAAAUAAAAUGCGUUAACAUUAAUUGAGUAGUAUUCAGUUAUUUGUUUAGUAUUUUUAUAAUGACUGGUAGGUAUGUAAGUUGUUUUUAUUUUAAUAAGUAUUUGAAAAGUAGUCAGUAUUCAGUAUAAAAACCCAGUCUCGUGUUCCUGCAGUAAUUGUACCAAAUUUUUGCCAACAUUUGGGUAUAAUUACAGCGUGUGUCGUGUUUCCGUUCAAUUUGCGCAUACCCAUACACGGCGUAAGUCGUAGUUCUCCAUCACUAUCGGCAAUGCUAAUGUUGAUCAGUAAGAAGUGGAAAUAACUGCGAUGAUAAAUAAAAUGAAAACAUAUUUGAGCGGGGUCUGUGUAUAAAAAACUUGUGAUUAUACCUAUAUAUUCUAUUAUAGCAAAACGAAUACAAUCCAUCAUAAUGUUUAGAAUCUAAAAAGUGUAAAUGAAAAUAAUCAAAUUUGAAAAAUUGCCCUGGCCGGUUUCGUAAAUGCUUCAUCGCUUUAAAUUUAAUUCCGUUUUCAGUAUUCUUAUGGCUUAUUCACUAUCGAUCGGACUGGAUUGGUUUUCAACUAUCAAACGAAAAUAUUGGUUUCAAUUACCUUUAACACAAUUUUGUUAUUUAAUAUUUUAAUCUAUAAUCUACGGGCUUAUUUUGAAAGCAAUGACAGAAUGUAGAUCUACAGCCACUGUUAAUGACAAAACAAACGGUACAAUAUUAUUUUAACAUAUAUUUUAGGUGUUUUUGACAUUGAACGGUUUUGUGGUUUCUCAAAAUAUUAAUUGCUAACAAAAUGUAAAACUAAACUUCUGCACUUCAACGUUGCACGAAAAUUGAAUUCAGGUAUAUUAUGAUGGCCUGUAUUAUAGGUUAACUUUUCAAACCACAAGCCGUAGUAUCAAAUAACUGUUAUUAUACUAUAAUAAUAUAUUAGCUGUCCUUACCGGCGUUACCCUGGCCACUUUUUUUGUUAGAACAAAUUGUUUUGUGUAAAAAUUAGUAGUAAAAUAAUAUACUAGCUUUAUUAUCCAUGAUUUUGCUUUGUACAAUUUAGUGUGUGUAUGUAUACUGUAUCCCCUAUUUUUGCCCUGGUCAUGAUUUAAAAUAAUAUCAUUGCUCAUCUAUCUCUAUAUCGCUCAUAUGAUAAUCUUACUUACAUUACCUACCUAUCUUACCUACCUUAAAUCUAAUACAAAUUUUCGAUCUGUUUUUAUCAUUUAAAGCGUAUGAAUAUUCAACCAUUAUCAUUAAGUAUUUAUAUUAUUGAAGAACAUGGUAUCAAAAAUAUAGUCGAUAUUAUCUUAAAUUGUUGUGACAACCUUAAAAAUCUUUUAAAAUAGAUUACUAGAAGCGCUGGUAGUAGAUCAAAACAGCUGACUAAAUCUAAUCUGAAUUAAAUUUUGCUGUCACAAAUAAAUACAAUGACUCAUGGAUGGACAUCCAUAUUGUCUUAAAUCAUGGUCAAGAUUAAUGCCUACCGAGAACAUUUAAUCACGAAGCUUUUCGUCUUUCCGGAGAACCAACUGUUUGAGUUAAAUUAAUAGGUGGCUCUUUGGGUAGCUUACCUUUGAUAUUCCGGGGAAUAUUCCAUUUUGGUUUUAAAAUUACUCCCUUUACUGCCCUAACGGUUAGAAAGCAUUUCAACUAUCCCGGGAGUAUUAUCUUCUUUACUCCGCUUGUCGUUAGAGGCACAUUCCGCACAGCUUUGCUCUUGUUAGUAUAAAAUGAAAAUACAGUCUAUCACAUUUAAUCGUUGAUAUCCGUAGUAAUGUAAAAAUAUUCUAAAUAAUUGUAGUAUUGCGCGUUUUCCUUUCCGUCACAACAAAUUAUCGUCUAUGUUUCCAAGGUCAAAUCAAAACAAAAAAUUUAAUUUUUUUUCAAAAAACCCUAUAUCAGCUUGGAUACUUACGGUAUAAAAGGUACUUACUGUGAACAUUUGAAGUUUAUAACUCCAGGGGUUUUAUACUGUGUGUUUAUUCUUUGUCAACAAAUCAAUUAGUCAAGAAAAACCCGUUUAUACGUAUAGAUAAAUACAUUUAAAGCUUUUUAAGACCCGUACUAGUAUAGUAUCCGACAAAAUGAUCGCGUUUCAAAAUAUUAUUUUAUUAUUAAAUAGUGUAACAGAUGUUGGGUUACGUGAAAAUAAUACAACAAUACAGUGUUGUAGACACUAAUUUCAUAUGAGGUGAGAGAGAAAGAGACUGAGAGGAGGGGUUGGUGUAAUAAUUACUUCGAGUUCAUUAUUAUGAAGUUAUUCUAACCAUCUACAACCUGUCAUCGUCCAAUGCGUUAAUAUAAUUGAUGGUAUUUUAAAUAAAAAUUAUACUCAAUAAUAUCCUUUAUGUUUUUAUACAACAGACAGGUUGUGGUUGUCCUCAAAGUUCGCAUGUUCAUUGAAUGUCCGUAUAAUUUUUUAUACUUACGAAAUUAACUAAACAAUUUUAUGUAAAAAUGGUCAGAUUUUUUCAUACCAUACGUUGAUUUCUAACAGUUUAUACUAAACUAUUUUAAAACUAACAAUACAACGGUUAAUUUAUUUUUUAUUUUGGAGUUAACCAUCCUUUUGACUACAGCACAAAUUAUUUUGCAAAUUUUCGGUCUUUUUCAUUAGUUUUUUGUUUACCCGUAUAAAUUAUUGGACAGUGCUAUUAAAAAUAUAUAUAUAUAUAUAUAUAUGUACAAAAAUAACAUUAUAACAAUAAUAAUAAACACAAUCUAUUAUAACAUAAACACAUUAUUCACUUUGUGUUCUAGAUUUUUUUUUUUUUUAUGUUUGCACAUACCAAGUAAAUGAGUUUAUUUAUAUGUAUAACAAAUGGUUAAUAAUUUAAAAGUUAAUAUUUAAUUAUUUUGAAAAUAACGAGACUAAUUAUACAUAGACUUUAAUUUACUCGUUUACCGAACUCUGGUUAGAAUCGGUUUUUGAUUUCAAUCAUUGAAUUUGCUUUCAGCAUAUACACCAACAAUAAUAUACGUACACCUGAAAUCCUAUAUCUACCCAACUUUCCGGCCUACAACAGUGAUCUACUCGUGAUGCGAAUUAUGCACAGCUUUCUUUUUUAUUCUAUUUGAAAAUUAUUCGAAAAGGUUUAUGCUCGGUGACAAACGAAUCGAUUUCCCGGUGCGUAUUGUGUAAUUUAUAUUUGCGCAAUUUCUCAUGGUGUUCGUUUUCCACUCUCCGGGCAAAGGAAAAACCCUGCAGAAUAUGUUCUGUUUGCUGUGUACCUUGGCGUCGGGUUAAGCGGGCAAAGUUUCACAAGUUUCGCUCGAUUCCAUUUCACCCCAUCUCCCGCGCGUUGUUUUAGUUUGUCGUUAUUUUUCUUUCGUAUUAAAAUCUAAACAAAAACGACGACUACACACUCGGGUAGAAGAAUAAGAACAACAAUAAUUAUUAUUAUGGUUUUGAUUAAUUAGAUCAUUUGCACGCACAUUCGUCGUCACGGGAUUCGUUGAUUUCCGUUCGCGUAUCACAACUCACAAUCGCUGUAUAAUAUUUGCACAAGUGCAAUAUACGCAGUCUUAUAUUAUUAUUAUUGUUAUUGUAUAGGUAGGUAGUAAAACGAAUAUUCUCCAUUCGACCAUUGGCGAACAAUAUUUUAUUCUUUUAUUCAUUGUCACGGCCGUCGCUCGUCAUCGUUUCACUACAAUAAAAGUAAGAAAAAUCUCAAACUCACCCCUACGUAAUUUUUCAUAAAAAAAUCAACGGUGAUUUCUGAUUAAGUUUCAAUGACAUGAGCGAGUGAAUCGAGAUAGUUGAAGCAUUAUCAGGACAGUAGUUCACAAACCACUACUGAUUCACGAGAUUAUUCAUUUAUCGUGAACCGUCAUUUUUUUUUAGAGGAUAUAAUGAGAAUUUAAUUUCUUUUUUUUAAAAUCACUAUGGAAUUAUUUAAAAUUUGUUUUUAACACUAUUUACAACUUUUUACUCCUAUUGAUCAAAUGAGUAUUAUGCACUUUUGAGGAUAAACUUUUAAAAUGGAUAUUAUGAAGUUUAUUAUCCGCAUAUUUAAAAGUAGGACAUAAACUAUUUGAUGCAUUUUUACUAGAAAAAAUAAUAAAAAAUAAAGGAUCUAAGGGUAAUUUCUAAAAAUUUAAAAAAAUAUUUUAAGUAAAUGAUCAUCAAACUGAAAAUUCGCUUUUGUUGAGAUACUGCAUGAAAACUCGAAGUAGAUAUUUUUACUUAACAAAAGUUUUUUCUGAGAAAAAAUACAUUAGAGUACUAUUAUUGACUUAGUAAAAAUUAUAAAAUCUUUAAAAACGAUGUAAAAAUUAGCGAAAAUAUCUUCUGAUAGCGAUAAUGUACUCGAGAACAUUAUCCGAAAAUAUACCGAAUAAUGUAAAAUAAUUAAAUAUUAACUUUUAAAUUAUUAAUUAUUUUGUUAUACAUAUAAAUAAAAUCAUUUACUUGGUAUAUGCAAACAUAAAAAAUAAUCUAGAAAACAAAGUGAAUAACGUGUUUAUGUUAUAAUAGAUUGUGCUUAUUAUUAUUGUUAUAAUGUUAUUUUUGUACAUAUAUAUAAAUAUAUAUUUUUAAUAGCACUGUCCAAUAAUUUUUACGGGUAAACGAAAAAACCAAUGAAAAAGACCGGAAGUUUGCAAAAUAAUUUUUACUGUAUUUAUAUUAUUAAGAAAAUGUAAGUGCUCCACGAAUGUGUACCUGCAGUCUACAAGUAUGAUAAUAAGAAAUGAGACCAUUAUGGAAUAUUAUUAUUUUCGUAUUGUGUAGUUAUUAUUUGGUAAUAGUUAUCAAAUUACUUAUGAUAAAUUACAUAAAGUACUGAUCAUAAACACAAAAUACUUUUUUAACAGAUUUAAUAUAAUCUACACACCGUGAAAGUCGACGUUGUGGUUUUUUAUUGCACUCAUAUGUAGAUAAGAAUAGUGAUUAUACUAGUACACCAUUUACUGGUGUAGGGUAAGAAGGUCCAUUAAUGAUUCCAAAUUUAUUCGAUCCAACUCCCCUUCAUCGAGUUCCAUAAGUACACGGGACAGUAUUCUAAAUUAAUAUAAAAACUCUUUAAACCUACCACCGCCCUCUGGAUAGACUAUAGGUACCGCCCUCAUUAGGAAUCUCUACACUACACCGACUGCGGCAUAUUACCUGAUAAUAGACAAAAAAUAUGUAUACCAGUGUUAUCACUGUAUACACAGAUGUAAUCGGACGGAAAACGUUAUAAGGAUUCAAACGCACGUAUUGCAAUUAUUAUACGGUCACGUUCCUCCGUUGUCUGGUCAUUCGACCGUUGCAUAUAACAUCAAUGAUAAUAUAUACAAGAAAAAAAUACAAUAUACGAUAUUAUACAAUAAAAACCAUUCAACAAUAUUAUUCGUUCGUGUACGUGACUAGUUGAAGAGCUAAUAGAUAUAUUAUACUCGUAAUACAGUGGUGUUCGAAUUGGAAUAAAAUAAUUAGAAGGAGCAAAAACUAUGCGUACCAUUAGAUUUAAUUGUCUUCAUGUAUCCAAAAUGUUAAUAAUGCUCAUUCAAGACUGGAAAUAAGGGAUACAUAGAGGGGGGGGGGGUUAGCCUUGAAAAUUUAAAUUGCAGAGUCGACAAUUCGACAAUAAUUUGAUUUUAUAUCCGGCAAAACCAAUUAAUUUCUUAGUUUUUUGUAUUACCAUUAAAUUGUGUUUUUUAGAUUCUAAACGCAGAGAAGAAUUUGCUGUUUUUUUUUUUUUUUACACCGAUGAACAAACUUUUCCACCAAAAAUCUUACACCAGUCAAAAAAACACAAAAGAAUUUACACAAUUUUAGAUUUAAUUGGUGCAUUAAACGGUCCAUUAAAAAAAAAAAAUUCUUAUAGUAUUAUUCUUAAUAACUGAGGAAAACCGGGGAAAACGUAAGAAAAACGGAAAAGUUUACUGCAGUAACGGUUUCUUUAUUUAUUGUUAUAUUUUUUAUUUGAAUACGUAAAAAAUAAUUAUAAAGACCUGCAAUUUUCAUAGACCACUUUUAUUAUCGUUCUCUAAGCGUGGUAAAAAAAAAAAAAAGUGUUUGUAAAUUUGGUAUUAAAUUGCGAUUUGCAUCCCUUCAUGCUCUAGGGCUCUGUGUUCAUAUGAUGAUGAAAAAUUAAGGGGAAUAUACUAAAAUAUUUUUAGAAAAUCGCUCCCCCCACCUCUCAAUUCAAGUAUGUACAAUGUAAAUAAUAUUAUGUGUCUGCCACACUAGACGCCGAAUUCAUAUUUGUUCACGGAUAUUAAUAUUCAGCGUUUACGAAUAUUCUUCCACGUUAAUAAUGUUAUAUUUCAAAAACGAGCGAAUAAUAACUAUCAAAAACUUUCAUAAUCCGUCGGGCCCAACGAACAACGAGCCGAUACGCCAUAAUAUUGUAAUAUAGUUUGGUACGAAUAUCAUUAUAAAUACGAAUUGCCCGUUUCCUCGGUUACGGAGUUCUUCAAUGUAUAAUAGGUAUUUUAAUGUUGUAGCUAUAGGUACGUUCGUUAAUCUUAAUAAAAUAAUAACGCGCUAUUAAAACAAUUAUAUUUUGAAUCAUAUAAUUAAAUCAAACAAGAAACUCCGACGGAGUUUAGUAUAAAUCAUGUAUAUAACACGCCUCUCGCUCUUUAGUUUUGGAAAACUUUGUUGUACACCAUGUCGAAUAUCGCUCAUAAACUGUAUAUUAUAUAAUAAGUUGAUUUAAACCUAACCUUCAAUAUUAUAUGUAUUAUUUUAUAAUAUAGAUGGUACUUUACACGAGUAUACAGAGUGGUUUUUUUUCUAUCACGUUUCGAAGAUUUUCUCGAUCAUCUCUUUUUAAUAAUUUACCAAGUAGCUUUUGAUUCUCAAACGUCUAGCCCUCCACUUUUCGAUAAAACACUAUUUAAUACUAUUAUAAUAUCGGUUAAUAUAUGUAGGUAUCAUUUGUGAGUUUUUAUAACGGUUUAAAAUGUAGAUCUAAGGAAUAUAGUAGAUUUUUUAUAAAUCACGGUACGUGGUAUCUAACUGCCAAGUACAUAUAACAACUAUUUUCUCAAUUAUAGUAUACCAAUAUUACACGGUGAAUAAACAUAUUCUAAUAAAUUUAUCUCUUUUCGAAUCUGGGUUUCGCAAUAUUUUUUGAAACCAAAACUCGGGUAACGCAUAAAAACACACGAACUGCAAAAUUCUGGAAUUACAAAAUUUUAAAUCUGUUGAAAUCCGGACCGGACAAAAAUAGGAAAAUUAGCCGAUAUGUAUGUUGAAAAUAUUAUGCGUAUAUGGAAUAAAUGCACCUUUUAGAAAAUAUUUUAAAUGACAUGACCGUUAAACGAUUCUAUAUUAUUAUAAUAGUUGAAAAAAAUCAAAUUAAUUAAAUUUACUCGGACUAGUCUAGUAUCUACUAAUCGCUGAAAUAUGGUGAUAAAAAAAAAAAAAAAAAUCACCCUGUAUUUGUAAAUAUACCAGAUCGAUACGUCAACCGAAUUCACUUGCGUGUUACAUAUUAUCACAUAUAAUAAUUCGGUUUACAACAAUAACACCAUGCUAAACUAAUUAUGCUUGGUCUGCAUAGUAAUAUAUUAUUAUCAUAGGUACAACGACGAUUAUUGUUAGUGCAAAAUAUAUUGCAACGUCUCUUGAAUCGAUAAAUUGGUUUGUGCCGCUCACACGUGAGCUAAAUAUAUGUAUAUAUAUAUAUAUAAUAUUAUUGUAAACAGAGUUUUACGUGGGUACUUUGUUGGGCUUUUGUCGUGUUUGGGGAUUUGAGAAAUCCAUUAGUUUGUCACGCUUGUAUAUAUUAUUACUAUCAUCAUCAUUACCUAUAGUAUACAUAUAUACAUAUAUAUAUAUAUAUUGUAGGCAUAUAAUAUGAUAUAUAUAUAUAUAUAUAUAUAUAUAUACAUACAUAUUAUGAAUCUCGUGAAUACGUUCACUAAUUUUAUUAUCGGAGAGCGCUGUGCCGCUGUAUAUACAGAGUGUCCCACGGAGACAUGAACAUUGCGACACCUUAGAAAAUGUCAAUUUCUUCAAUACUACUAGCUCUAAAAUGUCACAUACAAAUUAUUUGUUAUCAGCAUUAUUUUUGUAAAUAAACCGGCUAUCUACUUUUUAUUUUCAAAUGAUAAACAAUAUUUAAAUUCCACAAAUAGACAAAACAUUAGUUUGAAUAAUUACGGUUAUAUGUUGUUGAUAUUUUUGAUUUCCGUCAACCCGUUGACGAUAUAUUGUACUAUUAAAUUUAUGUAGGGGAGAAUAGCGGAGCCGGUGUUGAGAAAGUCUCUUUAAAAGGAAUUUGUUCCAAUUCCUCGAUCUAUUUUUAAAAAGGGAACUUGUUCCCGUUUCUCGUUCUUUUUUUCUUCACAUCAAAAUACCGUUUAUAUCACGGACAUACAUAUAAACAACGAACUUUUAUUUGAAUAUUAUUAUACUAUGUAAGAACUUUAAUGGAAAGUUGGGAUUGCAUUAUUGCAACAAUACAUUGUUAUGAUUUAUUCGUAACUGGCGAAGUAAUACUAACACAAAAUAAUUUCUAGAUAAUAUUAUCAUUAAAAUAACUUGCGUUUCAUUUUUUUGUUCAUCAUAGAUAUGGUAAUUUGCGUUUACGUUCCUCAUAAAUAGGAAAUCUUUCCCGUUCUUAUAUUUGGAAAAUAACGCGUUCCAAGCUUAGUUUUUAGGAAAGGAACGUGUUCUUUCCUAAUACUAAGCGGAUCAGUGUAGUUAGUGUAUCUAGUGUAGCUAGUUCUCGAGAAAGAAACAAAAUUUUGAAUGAAUAUAGUUUGGUUAUACAAGUUUUAAAAUUCCGUAAUUUGUACGAUUUUCGUCAAAAUUUGAUCAUAAAAUAUGUUCUAUCUGCAUUACAUCUAUUUUUUUUCCAUGUCAUACAACUUAUAAUAAACAUCGUGUCAAGCAUUCAUGUUCAGCUAAACAAUUUUAUCCGCAUAAUACCUAUCAAAUGAAAACUAAAAAGCCUCGAAAAUGUCCAAAUGUUUAUAAAUAACUCAAAAAUGGUUUUAAACAUUUUACCCCAUCUAGAAAAGGCUAAUAUAUAUAUAAUCUAUGCAAAUUUCAGGUCUCUACAAUAUUAUCAAUAAUAGAAUUUUAACAAAAAAAACCAAUUUCGAAAAUAAUAAAACUAUUACUGUCAUCAACUUUACCAUUUUUUUUCUAAAAUUUUUCCAAUUAUUAAAAAAUUACACGGAAAAUUAAAAAACAAUUUUUAUGUUGAGAUCAAUUUUGAACUCGAAUUCGAAAGGAGAAUACGGUUUUAAUAAAAAAUGUUCAAACUUUCUUUUCAAAUGUGAGUUUAAAUAAAUUUAAUUAAACCACUAUUUGAAAAACAAAAGUAAAUAUGGAUUAAAACGAUAAAAUCGUGAAAAUAUCAUUUUAUAAUAUAAUAAUUUAAACCCCUGUCCAAAUUUGAAUUUACUUAAAAGUCAUAAUAGUCGAGUAGAUAAUUGACGGUUCGUGUGACAAAGGAAUCACCCUGUAUAUUUUAUACGGGUUCGAUUAUGGGCUAGGCUCGUAUUGAUUUCACGAACGACUCAUUCAUUUAUUUAUCACUUACAUUUUAUUUUGUUUGCUACGACGACGACACGGUCGUGUUCACUAUACGCUUGACCGAAUAAUUUGUGAACACUAAAAGUAUUGUUUUACCUGUACACAAACACAUACCUACAGUAAAAAAUAACUGUCGUGUGCGUUUAACAUAUUGUAGCCUUUAUCGUGCAAUAGGUGUGUAGUUAUAUGGUACGAUAGGUACUUGGUCAUUUUGUUUUCAUCAAACAUUUCAAAUGUAUGCAUUUUUUUUUCUCGUGUCAGGCGUUCAACAAGUAUGUGAUAAUAAGUAUAGCGUACAGGCAGUUAGAUACAAUGAUGAUGGUGCAAUUGGUUUUAAAGAAAUAUAUAAAUAUCAAUUUUAAAUGAGUUAUCAAAUUGAUUAAAUAAUUUCAACCUAAUAAUAUAUACUAUACAGGGCUACGUUAAUUGCAUUUCAGAUGGCUGAUUGCGUGUCUUUCUCUGCAAGUGCACAGUUCAUAGUGUUUUUCAUUGUUCGCUCAACUUCACAUUCACUUAGUCUUAGUGUAUCUGAGGCUGUGAGUAGACUUCAUUUGUUCGUGUUGUUUCCUGUUGUUUUUUUUCGUCUAUGACAUAUUUUAUUGACCUUUUAUUUUUGGUAAUUUUGAGAGAAUAUUAUAUUAUAUAAAUUCUCUGUCUUAAUACUCAUGUUAUGAAAAUCAGUUUUAGGUUUCUAAACGUAAAUUUAGAACACUUGAUAUCACCGUUGUGUCCUUAUAAUUACUUAGUCUAUAUAUAGUUACAGUGGUCGAUUUGUUUUUUAUUAAUUUAAAUACGAGUGAGAUUUCAAAUUUAUAACAUUAGGUAUUCUUAGGUACGUACGGAAUAUAAGUACAUUUAGAAUUUAAAACAAAUGUCUUGUCAAUUGUUUAACUAAUUUAAGAUUCUAAAAAUAAGCAUAAAGUAAGAAAUAUUGCUUCAAAAUUAAAUACGGUAUUAUAACGUAUUGUUUAAAUGCAUUUAGAAACCGGGAACUUUACACGCUCGCUGAGUGGGCUUUCCUAAUUUGUUUUUUUUCCCUCGUACUUAUUCUAUUUUUCUUUUAAAAUAGAACCCUUACAUUUAAACAUACACACACACUCACAUACAUUGCACACCCCCAUUAAUAUUACCUGUAUAGAUUCGCUUGUCACGUCAAUGUAUUAUUAUACUGGAAAUGCGUAGACUUCUUUUUACUAUUAAUAUACUUUAGGUACAAAUACAAAAAAAAAAAAUUGAAAAAAAAACGUUUCCAUUUACUAUGAUUACGUUGGAUAUAAUAUACCUAUAUAUAUAUAUUUUUUUUUCGUACAUGUAUAAAAAAUCGCAUUUGUAAUUUACCGCUAUUUCGUUGUGUGACGUCGAAUAAAUGACGUUUUUUUUCUUCUAAAAAAUACAUUGUACACACGCGAAAAGCAAUUUUCGAAUGGUUUGUUCCGCAGUUGACGACGACGGUUUUACACGACGACAACACGCCGAAUACUUACCUAUCUAUCAUACAAUUGUUCACACAAUGCAGUAAUAUUAUAUUAUGUGUUCGAAUUCGAUGAUAUACAUUAUAUAUAUAAUAAUAAUACUGUCAAACAUUAUCAACUCACUCGAUCUGUAUUUAUAAUAUGAGAAUCGAAUCAUUAUCACGAUUCAUCGUCAAUCGUAUUUAUAUAAUACGUACCUACCUACAUUGAUUCUGUGUAAACUAUAUUUUUGUCCCGUGCCGGUGAACACAAGAAAUAGUUUUUGGAGGUGUUGAAAACGUAUUAUACUAUAUAGGUAAUUUCUUUUGUUCUAUCGUUUUAAAUGUUUAUAAUAUGCGAAGACAUAUUUACAUUUUUUUUGGUGUCCUGAGACGCUUCCUUUAGCGCUUUUUCAUAUAAAAAUGGGUUUAUUUAUUAUUAUUUUUUUUAAACUCUGGAAUUCCGAGCUGCACUCUUUACAUUCUAUACGGGAUACUUUUUGCUCUAAAAUUUAUUAUUUUAGACCCUGCUCACUGUAAACUAUGGACUGGAAUUAAUAAUAAUAAAACAAAAUACUAUAAAAAAAAUAAAAUUAAUAAUAAUUUAUUGAAGAACCUAAAUCAUCUGAUAUUAUGAUAAUAAUAACAAUGAUAUUACAUGAAAAUCUGUUUUCCGUGCUAAUAUAACUUAACAAUAAUAAAUAAUAAUAUACAAGUUACUAUUUUAAAAUAUCUUAAAAUAUUAUGACGAAUAUUUAAUGUGUGCAGUAAUCACUCAUAAGGAUGUUAGCUUCAACCUUUUUUUUUAAAAAAAAUCUUAAAAAUUUGAUAAUUAGUCCGGUUGUUUUUUGUUUUUAUAUCCGUGAUACAAACAUAAUAAUAUAUUCAUUAGGAAGCCAAUUAGUUUGAAAAAUUACAUCACUUAUUAUCCUAUUAUCCCCAACUUCCUAUUUUAGUGGUCAUUAAGCCAGUGAAUUUGUAUAGUAACGGGUAUUACUUGUUAUGGUAAAAUAAAUAAGGACCAAGCACAAUAUUUCACUGUUACUAACCGUUCCCUAUACAAUUAUCAUAGUACCAUAAUUGUGCUUAUUAUAUUGUGUAAUUAUUUACUCUUACACGCUAUUGCUUUGUCACGCGACUUUUCAACCUAAAAAUGUGACCGACCUGAGGUAGAAUUUUCAAUUUCCCGUCUACUUUGUUUCUACCUCACGUAUUUUUUCAACGACUAGGUUUUACGUGUUCCCUCAGGACACUUUUUCGGAACAUGGUGUUCAUUUGCAAACCAAUAUCGCGCGGUAUCUUCUGUAUAAAAUCGCUGUUGUUCACGAAAAAAGACUCAACCCUGUAUAAUAACCUAUCUGACCUGUUCUACACUCGAUCAUAUUUCAAUAGUUUUAGUGUGCGAUUGUCAGUAUAAACUAUGUCCGUGGAAAUGGGUCUGUUAUAACACUCAUAGUACCUAUACAAUAUAUGUAAACUGUAUAUAGGUACUAUACACCCACAGAGUUGUUGGACAUUAAAUCUUUACGUUAACUUCGUCCUGCAGAGUUUAUAUAUUAUUAUACGAAUGGUAUCAAUAUAUUUUAUAAAGUUUUAUCACGUCGUGCGUUUGAAAUUUUUCAAUCCAAUAAUAGAUUCUCGUUCUCUUAAUUUAUAUGUGUUUCGCCCCUCAUCGUUGUGGUGGGCAUGGGACUUAAACUUCGAUACCAGCCGAAAUGUAUUAUUAUAUUUAUUGGGAUAUUGUUACACGAUUUUCCGUAAUGACAAACUUAGAAAUGACUUAACGCCAAUUAUACGGUAUAUUGUAUUAUUACGCACGGAAAAUUUAUUUUGUAUAGGACCAUAGCUGAUAUCGUUUGGAAAUUCGAUAAAAACGUAUAAAAAUAUAAACUUUAGAUUCUUAGUAUAGCGAAGAAGCUUAUGAUUUUACAAAGAUGUUUAUUUUUUAAAAUUUUUUUUUUACUGAACUUUGCUCUGAAUCGUUUUUUUUUUAAAGCAAUGGUUUAUCUUUACUUACAGAAAUACAUUAAAUUUCCCCUUCUACUAACUUCCUAACUUCUCACCUACAACAGUGGCCUACUCACGUACAAAGUUGCCCGGUUGUUUUUAAUUUUGCAAUUGUUAAGCAAAAUUUAAAUUUGUCUAUAUGUGACUUCUUCAAAUGCCGUCUCAGUGGCGUGCCGUCAGGGAAACCUAGGUAAACGGCGUAUUCCCGGCCAAAUACGAAGAAAUAAAAUGUUAACCAUUUAUUAUAUGUUAAGUGGUAAUGAAAUUAUAAUUAUAACAUAUUUAAAUGCGAAUUCUAUACUAAAAUUACUACUAUUUAUUAAUAUUAUUGUAUGAGUAUUAAAUUUAAAUAAAUUUAACAGGUUUAUUCGAAAGAAGUUAAAUUAUAUUUUUUUCAUAUAGGUAAUUAUGCUCUUCAGAUUAUGCGCUCGUAUUUUAGACUAUCCGGCUCGUAUCGUUAUUAUAGGAACGACCGGUUACGGUAGAAAGGGAUAUCCACGGUUUCAUGUAUAGUGUUGGAAGCGUUUUUCAAAUAUAGCACUUUUUCUGAAAGAAAAUCUGACUGGGGUGGUACGUCAAUUACGUUUUUGAUUUUCUCAAGUUUUUCAAUAAUAAAUGGGAAAAAACAUGGGCAAAUUUAUAUAACGUAUUAUUUUCAACUGCCUUUUAACCAAACUCCUAUCAGAAAUGUUUUUUGUUAGUAAUGAUUUAUUAUUGUGUACAAAUAUAUAUUACAUUUCCCCUCUGCCUCACCAACUUUCCACCUACAAUAGUGGCACACCCACUGUGUGAAGUAUGUCCGUUUGUUUUUAAAUACUUAAUUCCAAUAUUUUGCCGAUUCAUAUCGGACUAUUAUCAUUAUUAAUACACUUUUAUAAUAUUACAUGGGUACAUUAGCUAUUAAAGGGGGCUUAAAAAAUAUUGUUUAACGUUUUAUGAAAUUUAAACGUUUAUACAAUUUGUCCGAUAAAGGUUCAAAGGUUUAUCGACUUAAGUGUUGUAAAUGUUUUAUUUUUUAUUUUUUUAUUUAGCUUAAAGUGCUAGGUAUACAAAAUUAAACAUGUAGAAUUUAAUGGUAAUUAAAUAUUUGCAUUUAUACGUUAAAUUUAAAAACUCAUUUUAAAUUCCUUUAGACGAAAAAUACUAAUAGAUACUGUUUAAUUUAAACUUUAAAGUAUAUAUAUCCAAUAUUGAGUAAAUAUUAAAAACACAAUUUUCGAACAACUAAAAUAGCGACAACUCGUGUGUCACGACCACAGGUUAAACACAUUAACAAAGAUUUAAAAUAUAAAUAGCCUAUGUAAACAACGGUACACGGAGAUAUUAUUUUUAAAUCAACAAAUUAAAAUUACUAAUGUACUAUAAUAUGUGAUAUUGUGAUAGGUAGUAAAAAUCAAACAAACGUGAUGUAAACAUUUGUCGAUUAACGCGUUAUAACUAUGGUUGUAGCGAGUUCUUCUAUUCCAAAUAUUGAUACCGAAACUAAACAUAAAACAUAGAAAUGUACACUGAUAAUAAAAAAUAAAAUUAUUAAUAUUGUUCUUUGUUGUCGGAUAAAAAUUAAAAACUAAAACGAACUUUUUAUUGUCUGCUAUAGUGUUAUGUUCCAAUCGUUUAUCGUUUUCUUUUAUGUUAUCUAUUAUCCACUUCAAUUGUUUAUCGUUUAAUGUCAUAUGUUAUCAUAUUUUAUUCGUUUCAGUCGUUUAUUGUUUACAGUGAUAUAUUAUCCGCUACCGAUUUCAAUCGUUUUUUGAAACGCUUGACGUUUGAAAUUUUUUGAAGCUCCGUAACAAUAUUAUUUUGUAUAUUUAGUCAAUAUUCGUAUAUUUAUGAAAGAAAAUAAACGAAUGGAUUUUAUGUAUAAAUAAAUUUUAAAUCGUAAUUUUUAUCAAUAAAAUACCUUUUUUUUAAAUUAAGCUCGAAGUUUUAUUUUAGCGCUUACUCAAUAUAAAAUAUUACGGUACGCCACUGCGUUGACGUUACCAUAACCCUAAUAUGUGUUAUUGCCAUUUGAAUUUCAAAAGUUGCCCGACUAUGAUGAACACAGAAAUCAACAGAUAUAAAAUUCCCUUGAAAUGCAUGACGAUUCUGGAAAUAAUAAUAAUAAAAAGAAAUCAUCAAAAAACGUGUUAACCGUGUUGCCUUUUUUGUUGAUAAUUGUUACAGUACAUACCGGUGGCGGCCAGCACGUUGAGUCUGAUGACGCAGUCGAUCGACCGGUACGCGUCCAUCAAACAUCCGCGGCACGGUCGAUUGCACCGGAACAAACACGUCACGUACCUGGUAUCCGGCGUGUCGGCCGCGUGGACGGUGGCCGUGGUCGUGUCGGUGCCUCGUUUCGCCGGGCCCGUACAACAGCUGAUGGCCGACCUGCGGUGGACCCGGUUCUACGAGGCGUGUUACGUGGCCGUGGUGUUCGCCGUUCCGUGGACAGCGGUGGCGUUCAGUCAGCGGGCCGUCAGCCGGACGCUGUACAUCACGUCGCUCAAAGCGGCCGCGGCCCGUGGACAGCUCCCGCUGCCCAUGCCCAUUAUGACCGCCGAGUCCAAACAGGUCAUACUGGUUGCGUCCAUUCAGAAGAACACCACUGUACAGUCCAAGGUAAAUGGAGCGCUUCAUUUUCAAACGUCUUUUCAAAUUUUGGAAUACAUCAGUUUUUUUUUUUUUUUUUUUCAUUAUUAUUGCAAAUUAAGACACGCAGGAUACAAAACGAGCGUCUUAUCAGUGAGCCACCAUUCGUAUCACUUUACGGUGCAAUCUUGUGCACUAUUUGUGAACUGUAUGUGUCGUUAAAUAUCGGUAACUCAAAUUGUGAUAUUGCUGACAAUAAUUACAAAUGUGCAUGGUUUUAAUUAGUUUUUAUACGACUGUUCACGCAGUAGUUUUCUUGUAACACACUAUGAGAAGAAGAAGAUUACCGAUAAAACGCUUAGUUUUGUAUCUUGUACAUCGUAAUUCGUGGUUUUUAUUGAUUUUAAAUAUUGUUAUUGUUUGAACAGCGUUAAGUAUAAAACUGGUAAUUGAUUUAAGAUAAAUUUUUAGACCCAGGGAAGUAAAUGGGAUCAAUUUCAGGAAUUUUAUAUACCUAUAUAUGUACGUAAUUUUAAUUUUUUUGUAUUGAAAACUAUACAAAAUUAACUUCAAAAAGCUCUUCUACUCUAGGACCAGAGAAAUAUACCUAGACAUGUGUACUUAUAGUUCUAAUAGGUUUUAAGUUUAACAUUGUGUUCAAUAAUAUGUUCAUUGUUCAUAUAAAAACAAAAUGAAAACGUUAUAACUUGCCGUAGUAUAAAAUCAAAAUUAUCUUGUUAAUCAAGUGUUAAAAUUGAUAGUUUACUUAAAAUUUAACUUUUUAAGCUGUUAAUAUACAGCUUUCCAUAUUAUAAUAUGUAUCUUGUAUAUAAUUAUAUAUUUAAAUAGAUUAUAAAUGCAACGUUAUUAUAAAAUUGCUAUAGUUAUUUUGAAAUCCGAAAACUUGUAGUCGACCGUAUUUUUUUUUUCUCAGGGAAAAAUCAAAAUAAUAUAUCUCGAAAACAAAACCGCGAUCGGUUUUUUUGUUUGUUUUAAAUUCUAUUUGGGUCAUUUAAAGCAAAAAAGGGCUACACUGAGAUGACGUGUUAUAGUCGUGUGUAAGUGUAAUCGACAUCGGCUGAUAAUCAUUUAUAGUUUUCAAAGGCGAAAGGGGAAAACAAAAUCGUAAGCCGACGCCGGUAAUUGGUUUUAAUAGAUAUCCAAUUAUUAUAUUAGUACACAGUGUCAAAUAACGCGUCGGCCUCUUUCGCUGUCAUUUCGUUUUAUAAAUGUAUAAUAAACAUAACGUCGUCGUCGCCGUCGUUAUUUUUGACGAUCGGAAUUGCGGAGGAAAACACACAACAACCGGACAUAUAACUUCAUUUUUCUCCCUCAAAAAUACCACUUUUUGACUGCUGCCUGUCACUGGCACCCGUAGGUCAGAAAUACUACUCAAAAUUGAUGCCAAGAUUUGUUAUUUAAUUUGUACAAAUUUGUAACAGCAAACCCGAAAUUUGUACACCCCUUAAGCGUUGAAAAUGCGUUUUUUUAUUAUGAGCGCCAGCGACACGUGCCGCCUAGAUCCGUACUUUCUUAAUUUGUGUCAUAAAGAUUCGGAACUGGUACCAAAAUUAUCUAGCAAAUUUUAAGUAAUAUAUCUGACCUCCGGAUACCAGCGACAUGCAGUUCUUUCUAAUGGCAUAAUUUAACGGGAAAGAAAUUCUCCGUAUUCCGCCUAAACAAUCGGACGAUUUUCAAAUAGGAACCAUAGACUGGUACGUUUUUCAGUGUUUCAGCGCACUAUCACAUGAAUCCAACAAAAUGAUAUUAUAGAGCGUUGCAAUGGCGUCAUUUAAAACAUUCGGUUGACUGGGCCUAACGUACUAGUUUUGUUAACUGAUAAGAAAUGGAAUUAUUUGCCGGGGGGAAAAAAUUUUUUUAUUUAUUUUAUUUACCUUCAUCAAACCCGAAAACAAUAAAGAUUUUCGACAUUUUUUGCCAAGCCAACUAGAGAGCAGGGAUUGAACAAAAUGCCGAUCUAUUAAAACAAGACUAUUACAAAAGUUAUAGACUGAGGUGAUUACUCAAGAUUAAACGGAUAGAAAGAACACUGACUGGAAUAAAGGGAAAACGAGAACUCUGACGCGGUAUAAAAGUUAUUAGGGACAAAAUGUGAUUGGGCGCACGAUAGCUUGAUGAAAUGCAUUCAUUCCACGAAGGUACCGGUAGAAGGCCAUAUCAGAAAAAGAACAAAGGAUGGGAGUAUACAUUAAACAAAUCACGAUAGACAUCAAUAAGGACAGUUAAAAGAAGUUAAAGGAAUCGAGAGAGAGAAGCUUGGUGAACUGCAAAAAUCCAAUCAAAAGAUUUAAGACCAGAAGAAGACCGCGUCUUGAUACGAUAAUAAUCGGAUAUAAAGCCGAAAUUAUUUUCCUUCUGAAUAAUUUAAAUUAUUAAAUUAGGAAUUAGCUACAGGUUAUCUAUUCAAGGUCUUUGGUAACUAUACGGUUGAAAAAUUGCCAGUAUGGAAAUAUAAAAAUAUUAAACCGUCUGUGAUGUUCGAACACUGUUUACGUGCGCGUACACACGUUGCCGAAUUAAUGCUUCGAACACCAAAAUAUAAAAUCAAACUAUUAUACUGAGUGAUUAUUUUAAUGCGGUUCGGCAAUUUUUUCGGAUGCUUUUAAAUUAAUUGUGUUUCUGUUUUUUCGACUAUUACUUCCCAGCUUUGUUUCAAAUUUUCAACACGAUUUGAAAUGCGUGCGUUAUGUGUAUUUUAAUUGGUGGAGGGGGGGAAUUUUAAAUUAAAAAAAAUCGUAUACAAUUAUUUCGGUUACUUAUAUUAUAUCCACAAUAACUUAUCUGCCGUUUUCGCUUGGCCCGGACAAAAUUUUAACGAGUGCACAACUAAACAACGGCCAUUGCACCCGAGGGUUUAACGUAAACGAGUUUAGGUUCACAGAAAAAAAAAAAAAUAUGCUUCCGGGCUUUUUUUUCAGUUACAGUUUAUUUCGGGCCGUGAUCGCCGCCGGCCCGAUAACAAGUUUGACUGUUUAUUGUUUUUGCGUUUAUCGGGAUUAUGUGUGAAUUUCCGCAAGUCCGUCUCUCGGCGUUUUUACGGGACCGCAUUGAUUUUACGAGAACGUUUUUUUUUUUUUUUUUUUAAAUUAUUAUUUUUAUUUUUUUUUAUUCAUUUUUCGUGGAUGAUACCAACGGUCCCGCACACUCGAAAUAGCAUAUCGAAAUUAAAACCGGCGUAGCAUAUCGACAGUGAUUACUUUUUAUUAGGUAGUACUGAAAAUAUUGCGCUGGCUAUCUAAUUGCAGAAAAAGAUAUUUUCAUAAUAGUACGCAAUAUGUUUAAUAUUUGGAUGUUGAUCAAUUCAUUUUUUACUCGUGUAUAUCUUAAAUAACUAGGUAGGUGGUAACUAUCUAAAAAUUAAUAGUUAAAUCAUAAUUUACUUGUUUCAUAACAUUUAACUUAACUGUUCAAAAAUAAAAUUGGAUUUUAGAAAAGACCAUUUAUUUUAGUAAAUAAUUUUAACUUCACUUAGUUAUUUUGUUAACUUAAUUUUUAACUAAACCAAGUUAUUAUUUUACUGAAAACGUGUAGUUUAACUUACUCAAUCAAAUUUAUUUAUAUUUUAAAAUCACGUUUAACAUAUAAUUACGUUAUUAUUAUUAUUAUUUUUAGGAUAGCUCAACUAAAACUAUCUAAAAUAAGGUAUUAUAAUGUUACUAUAAUGGUUUCGUUAUUAGACCAUCAUCUGCGUUUAUAUAGUGACGUGCGCAGGUUAGUGAUUUUUUAGGGGUUUAUUCCCCCCCUCCCCGUUGGCUAAAUCUAAAAAAAAAAAAUGAGUAAUUUAAUAUCGAAAUGCAUAUAUUUCAAUCAAUUUAUACGAUGAAAAUUUUGAUGUAUUGAUCGGAAGUCGGCUUUUCUUUAGGGUCCGGCUUUUAAACUAUACCGAUUCCCAUAUUAUAGUCGAGUCGGAUAGAGAAGACGAUUUUACGAUAUUUUAUUCACGAUUCUUAUUUGCUACCGUCCCUCCUGUUUGAAAUUCCCGGGCAGGCCACCACGUCCAUAUUAUAUUAUAUAUUAUCUAUUAUUUUUAGAUCUUUCGCAGAUUACUAUUAAAUAACGUCGAUAUUACGGUCGCAUCAUUUGUAAUACCAAUACUCUGCACAGCGUGCACCGAUAGAGCCGUGUAGAGGCAUCCGCAUAUAGUAUAUAAUAUUGUAAUGAUAUAUUUUUAAUAAAAAAAAAUAAAAAAAAUAAAUCCCUAUAAAAAUCCACCCGCUAUCCAAUCGAGUAUACGUAGAAGAUAUCAUAGUAUAUCAUAUUAUAUUAUUAUGCGCAGCAUAUUAUAAUAUAUUAUUACUAGAAUUUUUCGUAAAACCUUUGCCAAAAGUAUACAAUAGUGCCAAUAGAACAUAUAUAUAUAGAGAGAGAGAAUAUACCAAUAGUACAGCGUGCAUAUUUGUGUGUGUAUAUACGAUUUCAUCAUUUUAUAUCGGCUGCUAUUCUGUAUGGUUGAAUAAAAUAUAUAUAUAUUUAAUAAUAAUACUAGCCGGGCCGCGUAUUAGCACUCUGGGAUCCGUUUCGGCACCACCGCGGUCGAUUCGAAUUUGACGGUUACUAGAAGUUGAUACGGUCGUUAAAAAUCGGGGUUUCUUAAAUUAUAACGGAACGUUUUAAAACCAAAACCGCAGCCGGCACCCGGGUCUCCGUUUGACGCCGAUAAUGGGUCGACGUCGGGGCUUCGAAGACCACCCGAACUACUUUUCAUAAAUGUCAAAAGUUUGACAUAUCCCGACGAGAUAUAUCCCGAUCAGUCCGCACCGGAAGCAGCCGGAUGUCUACCGACACGCGUUCGUUAACACAAUCUCCAUUACCAGAGGUAAGUGAGCCAACCAAACGUUGCGAUUCAACGAUCGGAACGCGAGAAAACCCCUAUACGAUCACGUGGAGAGACGGGCCCUUUGUUCCGAUCUCUCACCGGAUACAACCUCGGUGGGGAAAUACCGGUAUUCGUCCGACCAGGGAGAAUUUGUAUAUGUUAGCUUCACGGCGCGGAAAAAUCCGCACCGUUACUGGUAUCAAGCGCCACGAAAAGGCCUGUACUAUCUGACAAGACCGGGGGGUAAAGCAGUCCCCCCCGGCCCCUUUAGGAAACCACCGAGAACUAACCAAAACAAACCAUAGCCCUUUUACGUUCCAGUCUUCUAUGCCAUAUUGACGUUAUAGAUACUAUUAGAUGGAAAUGUCCGCGAAAAAUUACAAUGAAUUUAAUAAUUACACCAGCAAUUUUUUAACGAGUAAUAAUUUAUACAGGCUAUUGCAUUAUUUAAGGUGAUAUCAUUAAUACUAUUUCGGUGUAUAAACUAUUCAAAUAUUGAAAAACUGAAAUAUUGUAUGUUGUGAAUUUAUAUUUAAUUUUGGACAUAUUUUUUGAACUACUGAAAAUAAAAUAUUUUAUAGUACCAAUAUACCAACUAUAUUUCUUUCGUUUAAAACAAUAAACCAUCUAAAUUUUCCGUUUACCGAAUUUAUCGCGUUGCGUUUUGUCGUAUGCUAGUACGGAAACGUCAUCCGCGAUAUCGUGUCGCUGUUAUCAACGUCGAACCUUUUUGUCUGGGAGUUUUUGGCCGCGCCCAGCCGUUCGACAAUCCCGUCCGGGAAAAGCCACCUAUAGGCGCCGAAAUGGACACCGGAACGCUUAUGCGCGACCCGGCCGCGCCGCCAAUAUUAUAGUUUGCGAUGUGCAGGAACAAGACUUCGUCGGUCGAAUUGAAAAUAUAUUUUCAUAUACCAUUCGUAUAUAUAUAUAUAUACUUAUACUCUCUAUGCGCGUACGACUAUAUUACGUUAUAUUUUUACCAAUUCACUUUUGCCGUACAAUAAUGUAUAUAGUUACACGAUAUCGUGUACACGGGUGUGGAAAAAUAUGUACCUAUAGGUAUGAAAAAAGAAAAUCUCCCGAGUUUUUCAGCAUAAUAAAUAUUAUGCUAUAAUUCUACAGAUAAAAUGCGUGCAAUUCAUUCUCCCAUUGUAUACUUACAGCCGAGGGCGCUCGGAGGAAAAAUCCAGAGGGGAAACAGCCUUAAUUACGAGCCACACAAUUAAGCCACUUACAUUCUGGACACGCCUCGUAGUAUGAAUAACCACUAAUGAAUAAACACUUUUAUUAAUGUGUAUUUUCAAAAAAUUGUAUUAAGUUAUUAUAAUGUCAUAUUAAAUUGUGCGUUUAAAAUCACUAAUUGAACACAAAUUACAAUUUCAAUUUAUUUUUCCCAAAUUCGUCAACAACCUUUUCUGCUGAAUUAAGUACUUCGACUUUUUUCCUGUGUAGACUUAACAUCCAUAAUUCGGAUUGAAAUUCUCAUACAUUCGAUAACCGCAUGUCAGCUGUCUACAAAGACUAUCCACAAAUGAUCGGCUAUAAUGGAUGGUACCAACUUCCAACCAUAGGGCAUAAAUCAUUGUAUAUUGUAAUAAUAUAUUAACGGAAUUAUAGGGAGUAAGGAAAGGUUAUAGAUAGGCAAUUUAUUAUCCUUCCCUAUAACUCCGAUCUAAACUUUAAACUGUUAUAACUCAUAAACGGUAAAUCUAAUAUUAGUGUUAUGCAUAUCAACAUUUCUAGACAAAUAUUCUUUAUUCAAAUCUGUGUAUAAAAGGGGGGAGGUUUCUAUUUGAAAAUCAAAAAUAUGUACAUUUUUAAAGUAUAAGUUACAGGAGUAAAAAAUUAAAAAUGGGUUUAAAAUAAAGCUUAGACGAUUCCAUAAUGAUUAGAAAAAACUGAAAUCAAAUUGACUUAAAAUCCUCUGAGACAAUUGCUGGUUUAUGAUAAAAAAUAGUCACCUUGAAUAUUAUUACUAUUAUUUCUAUUGUGAAUAGUUUUUUUCAAAUAAUUUAUGAAUAAAAUAGGGUAGAAAUUAGGUAUAGUAAAAAAUAAUGUAGAUCCUAGUUUGUAUGUACGUACUUUAUUAGGUGUUAUAAACAAUAUUAAUUAUGUAACCUGUUUGAUACAAAGUACAUAAUUCGAUUUAAUCAAUAGUCAAUACUAACAUAGUAACAUAUACAGCUAAAGUUAUUGUUUGUUUUCUUGGAUUAAAUUUUGUUCUGGAGAGUAUAAUGUUCUGUUUUUUUUUUAUUUAGUAUUUGUGUAUACGUUUAAACUUAAACAAGGUUAUAAUUUGUUUGAAGAAUAUUAAGUUUUUUUUUAUCAUUGUUCGAUUAAUAUUAGGGUUUUGGUAGCUCAAAAGGUGUCGGAUUUUAAGUCCGGAAUACAUCAGGUCAGGGAUGUAUUAUUGCCCAAGACCCUGAAACGUAUUAAUAGAAUUGUAUCGGUCAUUUUUACGAAGGUGAUUCAUAUAUUAUUCGAUGGAUUUAUUACAUUUCUAUUCAAGGAAGAGAACUUAGCGGAUUGCCUUCCCGCCGCAUGGUUAAUUCUGGUAGAAAUCUCUGUGCAUGUUGGUAUUGGCAUGGUCGAAGUGCGAUUCAAAAUGAUUAAUGCGCUGCCACCUUGUUAACUAUACAACUAGAUACCGAACAAGGUCCGCAAAUAAGAAUUGAUCAAGGGCACGAACUGCCUGCUUUCUAGAAUUUAUUUAAAGAGAAAGUUAUUGUUUACGGAGGAAAAAGAAAUCAAACUCUAAAAACUUGGCGUUUGCUUAUGGUCCACGGAGCAAAUGUAAAUGAAACCCAUUUAAUUGAAGUACUGUGUUGUACAGUACAAUUACGUAAUCAAACAUCGUUCAUUCUACUCAAUUCUGAAAAUAGCACAGUUUUUGUUUGGCACGGUACCAAAUCUUCAGAUACAAUUAAAGAGUUAUCAGUGAGUAUAGCUAAAGGUUUGUCAGAAUUGAACCAUAUGGAACUAAGACUAAUCGAUAGAGUCGUCAUGCAGGAACCCAUUGAUCAUAUGAAAGAGCCGCCAGAAUACUUCAAAGCGUUAGGUGAUGAGAAUUCGCGGCAACUGGAUAGCACGUCUCUGCAGUCGCCCAGCCACAAGCCUGGCAAAAUCUUGAAUAUUAAAAUAGAAUUGGCGUGAGUCACUCCAGAAUUUGAUCCAGCUGACCAGGUUCUUCAGAAACAUCUACCCAGGGCCGGCGUCAAUGGAGGUAUGGUGGGUCGUCUCCUCUCUUUUGUUAUAUUUACUAAAUUUUGUUUGAAAUACACUUUAUGUUUUUGGAACCCCCAUCGGUCAAAAUUCUACAAAGCUGGCCCUGCCUCUAUCUGACGACGUAGUUCCCACCAAACUAGAACUUUACUUGUCACCCGCUUCAUUUAAAGACUUAUUCAAUUUUUUUUUGCAAUACUUCACAAUCACAUUCAACUCUUAUCAUUUUAUACAAUUUAAUAAUUAAAUUAAUAUGUCCGUUUGACUAUUUACAUAUGUUUGAAUUAUUUAUAUAAUUCAAAUAAUUCGUAUAUCAUUGACAAGUGAGCACUGAAUAAAUUGUCAAAUAAACAAAAUUAAUCAGUAAAAAAAAGUUUACUUUAAUUUUUUUCUUCAUUUUGUAUGCUGAUCACGGGGAUGUGAUCACCACUUAAAAAACUUGGUUGCAAUUUGGAAUAUAUUAAAUAACGACUAUAUAAAAUAAACAAUUAUAGUUACACAGCACAAUUAUCAGUUCCUUCAUUAAAAUAUCAGUGUUGCCACAUAAAUAUGGCAAACGUUAAUUCACAGUAUCAAUUACACUUGUUGCCCACGUAGCUACCGUGGCAAAAUGAGAGUCGUCGGUGUGGGAGACCACAAAGGACAUAAAAACGUCAUGCGCAUUACUAAUUGAGUUACUUCUUUGAGCUCUCUUAGGUGAAACAUACAUUUUGUGCUCACUCACUCCAAUCACAUAUUUUUUUUGGAACCUAUAAAGCAGUUGCUGAUACCUUAAGGUGGGCUGCUGUACUUGGUUUUUCUUAUCCUAGAUACCUGGUAAUUGUGCUUGAUGUCACUAUUGUUUUACCAUAGAUUGUGUUUUUUCCUUAAAAAACCAUUUAUAAUAUUCCCUUACUUAGACGGAUAUACACAUCCUGAAAAACGGUUGUCUAUACGCCUGAAAAGGAACAAGCUGACAUAUGCACUUUGCGUAUAAAAGGUUCUUACACCAUUGGCCUGACGGCUAUUAAAUGCAUCUCGUUAACCGGUUGAGAAUGGGGAACGGACGUAGCCGUAAUGCCAACGUCUAAGUCUUAGUCGGGAAAUAACAUUUUACGAAUAUUCUUACUCUGGCAAUUGAUAUUCGUCUAGUAAUAUCUAUACUAUAAGGUAUCAUUAUCGGUCCUAUAGGUAGGAACCCAACUGUUAUUGUACCUUUACUUAUAUUAUAGAUGAUUAUAAUUAUUUAAUAAUAUUAUUUUGAACUAUAAUUAUUGUUUGUGACUUAAUCAUUUUUGUGGAUGAUAAUUAAAACUAUGUCCAUUGGGUUUGAAUCAGAAAAUCACAUUCAUUUAAAUUUUCAAAUAUAUUAUAAUAUUUUUAUAAUCAUUUAAUCUUUAAUAGGUAUUAAAUACCAAAUAUGCUUUUCUCUUUUGUAUUUAUGCAUUUUUAUACGCUUUUAUUCACCUCGCUAAUCGCUUUCUUUGUCGGUGGGUAGAAUUUCUCGAUCGUUUUCUAAUUGCUCAACUUCCCGUGGUCCAAUGGACUCGACAUUUUGUAUGCACUUGAGUUUUCCAUGAUUUUCGAUUUUCGAGUCAUGACUAAACCAUUAUUAAAGGUGGGUAUUUGGAAAAAGUAUAAACUAAGAUAUUUGCCGAUAAUAUAUGAAGUUCGUCAAAGUUGGUACACUCACCAGUUUACAAAUUUAUAAAAUUUGAAUUAAUACAAAUAUUUUAACACGAUCAGUUUCUUAACCUACAAAACAUUUCCUUUGCCACUUUACCAAAAAAGUUUUGCUGCAUUUGAUAAUGAGAGAUAAAAAAACGCACAUUAUAGUCAAACAAAUCAUAAUACAUACAUUGAUACAUUUAUAAAUUUUUAGUAUGUAUAGAUAUAUACGAUCAAUUAAUGUUUUUAGUGCUUAGGACUAUUAUUUUAAAAAUCAUUCAAUAAUAAGUAUGAAAAUAACACCUUUAAUACAUAUACGAUAGUAACUACAUUAAAUUGUUACUGGUAAACAAAAACAAGAGCAUGCUUUCAACAAUUUCGCCAUUUUUCACAUGUUUGUGUAAUUUUCCGAAAAAAUACUGAGAAAUCUAAAAAUGUUUUCAUUUUCAAGUACCACUUGCGUUCAGUUUUCAAUUUACAGACGGGAGCUGAAGAAAGGGACUUUCGGAGGAGCACUAUACAACCGGAAAAAGUGUUUGCGGACUAAAUAAAAAAAACACUGCAUCCAUUGUAAAACCAAUUGCACCUUCGUUUCUCUUAAAAUCUUAAAGUAUAGAGGGCAAAACUAACAAUGAAUAACGAAAUUCUUAUUCUUCGGAAGGAAAUAAAGUAAAUUUCGUGACUGAAAAAAAAUAAAUGCAUUUUAGUAAAUGUUCAAUAAUAAAAUAUGUUAACGGUUUUAUAUUUUUUUUAUAAUUACUGUAUUAUUAUAUUUUGUACGCCUAAGUAGGAAUAUUAUAUAGUUAAAUACAGUGUUAUAUAUUUUGAUCAAACAACAGCCACUGGGUACCUUAAGCAGAAAUCUAUAUGGUGACUUAUUUAAUCUAUAUAAAAAAAAUCGUAAUAAAAAUAUAAAUGUAUUUGUUUGCCAAAAAAAUACAAAAUACAAAAUACCCAUAAUAUAGUUUUAUUUCGUCUUAAACUUUUAGUAAAUAUUUAAGUGGAUAUUUCUGUUUUGCAUCAAAAACCCAUACUUUUUUAUUGUAGCUACAUAAUCAUUACUUUGCGGAUUGAAUACACUAAAAAUCCUCUAACAAUCACAAUUAAAUUAUUUCUCAAUAAAAAACAAUUCAAAAUGUCCCGAAAUGGAAUAUUUUUCUAAUCGACUAUUUUUAUCGCAUAGAAAAUACCUAAUAUAUAAUAAAAUAUACAAACAUUCACGUUAACCGUGUUUUUUUCCGGUUUUUACUUGCUAUGGGUACUAUAAUGUAGGUCACGAAAUUUUGUAUAUUCCGUCCUUCUUCGUAAUAUUUUUACAAGAGUACAUAGCGUAUAGUUAAUAAUAACUGUUAACCAGCAAUUAAAACGCAAUGAUGACGACAAUGAUUCUGUAUUCAAAUGUAAGCAAGUAUUUUUGUUAAAUGCACGAUUCGUUGUGUAGGUUUAUAUAGACAUAAGUUAGUAGAUAAAUGUAAAAUCAUAAAUAAAAUACACACACAUUUAUUAUUCCAUAAUUUUGUUUUGUUUGAUUUUUGUUUCAACGUGCACAAAUAUUAAUAUUAAUAUUAUGGCUUAUAUAUUAGGUGUAUACAUAAUAUAUAUUAUGGCUCCCAUUCGGGAUAUCGAAAGGUAUACGUUUGGCGGCCCUGUUCUUUCCCGUGCUUUAAUCGGCUUGUGCUGUUAAUAAACGAUCGGUUUUCUUUUUUUUUUAUCUUAAUAUAAUAUAGCCUAGGCGCGUAUUUGUGUCUACACUGCCCCGUCUACAAACCCUACGUAAAGGGUGAUCAUUGCGAUCAAUAUCUUAGAAAGUAUCAAUAAAGUAUAAUAAGUUUAUAUAUAUUUUGGUUUAAAAUUUUCUAUUUCCGUAAAACCGAUUACAAGAUAUUCCACUUUUAAGUUAGACUAUGGGGAGAGUAACGGAGCAUUAUGCAAACUCCGCACUCUGUGCCGUCACACAACUAAUGCUCCACUACUUUUCCCCUACCCAAACUUAAAUGCGGAAUAUCUCGUCAGCAGGUUGACAGAAUUCAAAAUUUCAACCAAUAUAAAUUUUAACCAUAUUUUUUUUUACUCAAUGUGCAUGGUGUUGAUCAUCCUUGUUUUCAAAAAAAAAAAGUUACAAACUCAAGCUUUUAUCAAUAAUCGCGUUUUUCGCAAAUAAUAACAGCGAUUUCACAACAACCUAAAAUAAAAAAUGAACUGAACUUAAGCUAAUUGCAUUUUCAACUUGACCUGGUCUAUUAAUAAAACAGUUAACUUUUAACAUGAUAACUCGUUAACUUUUUUCAAUUAACUUAUACCUAGCUCACUGACUUUAUUUUAUCAAUUAUCUUGACGAGCUUUGUGGAUUUGUGGACUAUUCAAAAUAUUAAUUGUCGUAAUUUAAAACGUAUUUAAAAAAAUAAAACAAAAACAAACAAACAAACAAAUAAACACAUUUGUCAUUCCGUUGUCGAAAAUCAAUCAAAUAAAAAAAGUGCUUCGAAGCGUUAACGUCAACGUUAUUGUAUUAUUAAGUAUUAUUUUCCCCGUAUUAAUUGUAAUAAGACGACCUUUGUUGUAUUUUUUUUAUAUGUAUAUAUAUAUUAUAUAAACUAAUGAAAAAAAAGCUUAAAAAAUCUAGCGCUUUAUUUGAUUUGUAUUCGUAGAAAUUUGUUCCUCGGUGAUGUGACCUUUCAAGUAUUAUUUUUUUCUCUUUUUGUUUUAUUGCAAUAUCUGGACAUGGAAAAAGCCUCAGUAUGAGAUUGUUCGUGAAAACUUUAUUAUUGUUAUUUAACUUAUUUAUAUUCCGAGAAAAGAUAUUAUAUCUUUAGUUUUAAAAUUAUUAAAAUUAUUUUAUUUUUGGGUUGACGUAAUAAAUAUUUUUGUCAAAAAUAACGUCCACGUGGAAAAAUUAAAAAUACCUAGGAUGUUGAAUACGUAUAUAGUUGAGAGUAGUAAUAAUUUUUCCAAUUCUCUAAUAUUAAAAUGAUAAAAAAAAAAAUACGCAGAAAAAAAUGUACACGAUAAGCGAACGAAUACAAUAUUUCGACAGUGUUUUUAGAUGAGGUACGGGCAUUUAUAAAUUGUGAUAUGUAGCGCUCGUAUCAAGUUUACAAUUUAAAACAUCGAAAAAAACUGACGAAAUUUCGCAGAUAUAAUGUUCGAAUUUUGAAGUAUGGUAAUAGGUCAGUUCAUGGUAAUAUUAUAACUUUCGGCGCAAAAUUUAACAUUUACUAUGUCUCGCGUUUGUAAGAUGGAGACAGCACGUGCGGGCGUGACGUGCUCUUAAUAAAAAAUCAAUCCGGUUAUAUUAUCAAACCGUCAUAAAUUCAGAAUUGUUAUGAAUUUUGCCAUUGCAAUAUACUCCGUCGAGUAAGUACUUGCACCGCUUAUGUUUUAGCAUUAUUCGCUGAUCAUUAAAAGCAGCAACUGGAAACAUUUAAACUUUAAAUAAAGUAUGCAUGGCUUUUGAUGCCGGACUUCUGAACGAAACAUUGUUCAAAAAGGAAUUUACAAUAAUAUUAUUAUUAUUAUUAUUAUUAUUUAAAUACGACGGAUGAAAAACGCUCAUUUCAUAAUGGGUAUUUGAUAUUUCGAAAUAAUCAGUUCCCGCGGAACGAGGAAAACGUUUGAGAACUUUGGCGCUGAAAAGAAAAUUAAAGCGUCCGCGUUCCUCGAAAUGGUACAAACGGCAGUAUUAUGAUACAUAAAGUGAUUUUUUGUUUGUUUUUGUAAUUAGGUAGUUAUAUAAAUUACUAUACACAGGUACGUUAUAUAAAUAAAUGCUUUCGAAUGAAUUUAAUCCCAUUUAACGCAAUAACAUAAGUUUAAAUCAAAACUGAGUGCGGACGUUCGCGCGAUCGAAGACAUUUGCGUCUUCCCACCCCUUGUGGUUUUUUUUAACGUAUCAUUAUUUUGAUAACUUUUUAGACUCAGAUGAAUGUAUUGGUUUCACAAUGAUGUUUAUUUUAUUUUUUCAUCUGUAAACAAUUUUUCUACCAGAAAUCUUACUCCGAUUUUCAACUGUAGUAUCUUUUCUGAAAGGGAAUUUCAUCUGAGCAAUACUUAAUGGAGUAUUUUUGAUUUUUCAAUCGGUUUCCAGAAUAUUUGCAAAAAACGUAGAAAAACGGAACAUACGUACAUGCGUAAAAGAAACUUCGCUCCAAAUCGUUUUUCGUUAACAAUGGUAUAUCAUUGCGUACAGAUAUAAAUUGAAUUUCUCUUUAUAUCUUACCUUUCCAACUUAUAACCUAAAAUAGUGGCUUACCCAUCAUGCGAAAUAUUUCCGUCUUUUUUUUAAGUAAAUUGUAUAAAACAAAUUUAUUAUUAAUCAUUAUAUUAUGUAAGUAGGCCUUAGAAUUCACCACUCAGGAACAUAUUACACAUUAAUAAUUCAAAAUCGAUAUUUUACUUAAGUUUUUGGAAAAAUGUCGGCAAUAUUUCAAGAGGUUUUUUUUACCUGAAUAAACUGAAAUCAUUUUUAGUCUUAUACUUUUUUGGUAUCAGUACAAAUAAAAGUAUUUUUAAUUUGUUUAGGAAAUGAUUAAAGCAAAGGCAGCUCAAAAAUAUAAAAAUUUAAUUUGUAAAAUUAAAAACUGAAAUACAAAGACAAAAGUUUUUGUUUACGUUUAUAUUUACAUAAUGUUAAAAAUAUUCGAUAUUACAAUAUGUAAAUCAAACAAGUAAAGUUAACUUUACUUGUUAACUUUACCAAUUAUUAUUGGUUACCGACAAAUAAAAAUGAACUAGUGUUAAUGUCCACCAUAUUGGGUUUAAAGAAUUGUAUAACGAACUUCCCCCGUAACAAUAACGAUAACAAUAAUGGUCGAAAGACGUGCUUGAAUAUUAUGUAUUUUUUUGCAGGUGACCUGCAAUGAUGUGAUCCAACAACAGCCACACUCGUCCCAUCAGCAACCACCACCACCACAACAACAACAACAACAACAACAACAACUGCAACUGCAACAACAACAACAAAUACAGCAGAUUCAACAGCAGCAACAAAAACUACAUCCCCCCACUACCAGCGCCCGUAGCCGGAAACGGUUGGCAAAAGUGUUAGUAGCAUUGGCCGGCGUGUUUUUUUUGUGCUGGCUGCCGUACGCUGCCACACUGCUUUACACAAACUGGUUCAAUUUCACGUCACCUGACAGUUGGACACGUUUGGUCACUGUGGGUACACUGCUGUUUGGCCAUGUGCACUCGGUCGUCAACCCAGUGGUGUACUGGUGGCUAAACCGGCACACGUUGCGCGCCUGUCCGUGGUGCUGGUCGUCCGACGACGGAUUCGACGACGACGACGACGGUGACGACGACGCGGCUGGCGGAGGUUGCGGAGCACUCGGUUGCGCACUCGGUAGUGCCUUUUUGAUACUGAGCUGCAAUCGUGGCGCACGCAAUUGCUCGGACCACGGUGUUGGCAUCGAUUGCGUCGGCGGUGGCGGCGGCGGUGGCGGCGGCGGUGGUUGUGGCUGUGGUGGCAGCGGCAGCGGACCAAAGUGCACCGGAGCCGGCGGCCGGCACUCGCACAAUCACACGCCCACCCGACUCAACCGGUUGCUGUUCCGGCAAUCUAAUAACAACCAUCAGCGCAGCAGACAACCGUCAUCCACCAACGAAGCGGCCCUCGGACCGUUCAACCCGCGAUUCGCCACACCCAAGAAGCGGCCUCAGCAAUCGCCGUCCGUCAAGAACCCCGUCAUGCUGUACUACGCUUAAUCCCCGUCGGCCAGUAGGGUGACCAUAAUAUGUAUAUACGUACCGUUAAAAACAGGACCGCCCGUUUUUCCCAACAACUCCGAACGGGAGUUUCUCUUUUCGUCCCGUUUUCUUUUCGAAAACGACAGUCUCGUUUCAUCCCCGUGUUCCCCGUAAUAUUACACCCCUAAAUUAAAUGAUCUUGUACUGUGUAUCGGAGUUCUUUUUUUUUUUUAGAAUUGAACGAAAUUUGUUCGUCUUGCAUUUGGUUCUUGACAUACCGAGCGGAUUGAGAAAUGUAUUAGUUUUAAAAUUAUGUUUAUUUAUUAUUUUCUGUGAACAACUUUUCUACCAAAAAUUUUGCUCCGAUUUUCAAGUGUCACAUCUUUCCCGAAAGGAAAUGUUCGUGAAGUGGUACUUUAAGGAGUUCAUUUUUUAGAUUUUCCCAGGAGGUUUUCAUAAUAAAUGGCGAAAAACCGGGAGAAAAAUAGAAAAAACCGAAAAAUUUACGAAAUGUAUUAUCGUAAACAUUACGGCGUUUCAAAACUCCGUUCAGGUUUUCGUUAGCAAUGAUUAAUCGUCGCGUAAAGAUAUACAUUGAAUUACUCCUCUGCUCUCCCAACUUUUCACACCCACAACAGUGGCUCACGCAUCGUCCGUUUUUUUUUUUUUUUGUUAUUUUUCUAUACGCAUUAAAAUAUGGUCACCCUAGACCCCGACUACCCGUUAGUUCGUUUGCGUAGAUAUAAUGAUACUUUCCACGCGACGUUGUAAAUGAUACCUACGUGUAUAUUAUGUGUGUCAAUAAAAAUGUGUGUAUUCUGCAUAA